Polyodon spathula (Mississippi paddlefish) is the source of this 2062-nucleotide messenger RNA. Its product is annotated as protein mab-21-like 2. Bases 625 to 1704 code for a protein of 359 amino acids. Lineage: Eukaryota; Metazoa; Chordata; Actinopteri; Acipenseriformes; Polyodontidae. The transcript has a single exon. The record is from RefSeq and is a predicted model, not a curated record.
AAAAACCUAGCAGUGCUGUUACCCUGUAAUGGACGUUUCAGAGGAAAGUGUUUCUCCUGUCCAGUGUGCUUGUUGGUUGAAAGCCUGAUUGGCUGUUUACCUUGACAACUCAGUCUGUGAUUGCUGGAUGUAAAGCCCAGCCCCCUUCACUCCAGCUUGGGGACCAUUCAUAACUAAACAACUGCAGCACUCUCAACUGAGUCCGGGUAACGUAGCAGACACAGUGUUAUAUAUAAAGGAGCAGUUACACGGCAAGAAGGGGGCAAAAAUAAAACAUGAAAGAUCACAGUCAGCUUUUCGUCAGUUAACACAUAAGGGCUCAAAAGGAGGACGGACAACACAUUUUUAAAGAUCGUUCGCUUUCACUCAUUCUGAUUUGCUGUUUAAAUGGACUUAAUUACUCGCUCUUCUAAUCUUAUAGCUUGCUGAUUUCUACUGCUGCUGCUGCUUGAUGCACCUGAAGUCCCUUCACCGUUGAUCACAAAGUAACUUUUUUUUGGUUGGUUGGUUUGUGUGUGUGAUUGUUUUGUUUUUUCAAGUGCUUGCCUCUGGCUUAACCGGUAAGCAUUGGAUCCAUCAGCGUACUGCGAAACUCCGGUGUACAACCCGGACCUUUGCCCAAACAUGAUAGCUGCCCAAGCAAAACUAGUUUAUCAACUCAACAAAUAUUAUAACGAGAGAUGCCAGACGCGGAAAGCCGCCAUAGCCAAGACCAUCAGAGAGGUGUGCAAGGUGGUAUCGGACGUCCUAAAGGAGGUAGAAGUACAGGAGCCCCGUUUCAUCAGCUCCUUGAGCGAAAUUGAAGCACGCUAUGAAGGGAUGGAGGUUAUUUCCCCUAACGAAUUCGAGGUAGUGCUUUACCUGAACCAGAUGGGGGUUUUCAACUUUGUGGACGACGGGUCGUUGCCUGGUUGCGCAGUAUUAAAACUCAGCGACGGGCGAAAAAGAAGCAUGUCUCUUUGGGUAGAGUUUAUCACAGCCUCUGGCUACUUAUCUGCCCGGAAGAUCAGGUCAAGGUUUCAGACACUGGUGGCUCAAGCAGUAGACAAAUGCAGCUAUCGAGAUGUUGUCAAGAUGAUAGCAGACACCAGUGAAGUAAAACUGAGGAUCCGUGAGAGAUACGUAGUCCAGAUCACUCCAGCUUUCAAAUGCACAGGCAUUUGGCCUCGAAGUGCUGCCCAGUGGCCGAUGCCUCAUAUCCCGUGGCCAGGUCCCAACAGGGUAGCCGAAGUCAAGGCCGAAGGCUUCAAUCUUCUCUCUAAAGAGUGCUAUUCGUUAACAGGAAAACAGAGCUCAGCUGAGAGCGAUGCCUGGGUCUUGCAGUUCGGAGAAGCUGAAAACAGACUCCUGAUGGGUGGCUGCAGAAAGAAAUGCCUCUCCGUCCUCAAGACUUUGCGCGAUCGACACCUUGAAUUACCAGGGCAACCUCUUUACAACUAUCACAUGAAAACUCUGCUUCUUUACGAAUGCGAGAAACACCCCAGAGAAACCGAUUGGGACGAAUCGUGUCUCGGAGACCGAUUAAAUGGAAUCCUCCUGCAGCUCAUCUCGUGUUUGCAGUGUCGCAGAUGCCCUCAUUACUUCCUACCAAACUUAGAUCUGUUUCAAGGAAAGCCCCAUUCAGCUCUUGAAGCUGCUGCAAAACAGACCUGGAGACUAGCAAGAGAAAUCCUCACGAAUGCAAAAAGUCUGGACAAACUAUAGAGCAAUUUAAAAAAAAACUAGAAAUGUAUUAUGAUAUUGCUAUUAUUAUUAUUAAACAACAUUCGUGAUCCAGAUUGGUCUGCCUUUUCUCCGAGUAAUGUGAAAAAAAUGACUUUUUACAAAGAAGCAAUGGGACUUUACAAGAAAGAAAUUGAAGGUACAUUUUCAACUAAAUGUCGCCCUUUUUGUUUAAUUUUCCACAAAAUGAAGAAACUUAUUUAAAUAUAUAUAUAUGCACAAAUUAUUUCAAUGCAAACAAAAAAAAUAUUCUGAUGUUAAAUGUAGUGCCAAGUUCUGAUUUUGAUUAUGUGCCCUGAAAAUCGAAAUGUAUAACAGUAAUAAAAUUGAAUUACCUUAA